GCGGGGGCUUAGCUCUGAUGGAGAGAAGAUGCCCACUGCCAUCGUCCCUGUGUAGCGCAGGAGAGCUACAAACCGGGUUUAUUUACCGCAGAUACCACACACACACACCCUGUUGUCUUUCGGCACAGCUGCAUGUUGUAGUCUGACACAAGAAGCUCGAUGUCUGUGGCAAAUGCGAGACACACUGUCCUGAAUCCGGUGAUCCCAUACACAGGGCCCAUACCUGGAGGCCUGCACCCUGGGGAGAUCAUCAUCAUCCAGGGCACUGUGCCCCCAGAUGCUGACAGGUUUCAGAUCGACCUGUCGAGCGGCUGCAGCACCAAGCCGCGCUCUGACGUCGCCCUCCACUUCAGCCCUCGCUUCAAAGGCUCGCCCUGUGUGGUAUGUAACUCCCUGCUGCAGGAGAGCUGGGGCAAAGAGGAGACGCUCCAUCAGCUGCCCUACAAACGCGGAGCCCCCUUCGAGACCAUCAUCCUGGUGCAUGAGGAUGUCUUUAAGGUGGCAGUGAAUGGUACUCACCUGCUGGGAUACAAGCACAGAAUCCCACUAAACAGGGUCGACACAUUUUCCAUUUCUGGGAAAGUCAGGGUGCACGCUAUUGGCUACAUCCCAAACUCAGCAAUAUAUUCAGAAUCAGGUGACUUGAGCCUCCCUUACAAAGGCAGUAUACUCAAAGGACUGAGCCCCGGACAGCACAUCACAAUCAAAGGACAGGUCAGCAUGUAUCCUCACAGUUUCACAGUAAACCUGGGCAACAGCAGGACAGAGAACAUCGCUCUCCAUUUGAACCCUCGCAUGAAGUCCGGGGUGUUCAUCAGGAACUCGUACCUGAGUGAGUCCUGGGGUCAGGAGGAGCGGGAGCUGCCCUUCUUCCCCUUCUCGUCAGGGGAAUACUUUGAGAUUCUCAUCCUCUGUCAGCCCCAUCAGUUCAAGCUGGCGGUGAACGGUUCACACUUGUUUGAGUUCAGACAUCGGGUGCAGGACCUGAGAAGCAUCGACCAGCUGGAGAUUAUGGGAGACCUGGAGCUCACCGACGUUAAACUGUGGUGACUCGGGACUCUAGGCUCUAGACACAGAAAACCAGCGUUACAGGCACAGUUGUGUUCUGGUUAUCAAUGCUACAUUAGCUUCACCACAAUGACCCAGAUGAUGGAUGCUAAAAACAUAAAAACCCUGCGCUGACUUAAGGUUUGAAUUUCAGGUCCGGUUUGUCUUACAGCAAACAGAGGUCACUGAUCUCAAGCUAGUCUAGCAUUUUUGGUGGCCAAGGACCAUUAACAGGUCCUACUAUAGACUAAAUGAUCCAUCUUUCCAGCCCCGACUAAAGGACUGAUGCAUGAGAGUUAGAUGUGCUGGAGCGACAGGCUGUGAAGCCACCAUGACUGUUUACAGUUACAAGUUAGGUUUACCUUGGUUCAUUUCUUAUACUGUCUCUAGUACAUCUCUGCUGUGACACACUAUUAGUGCACUGUGUAAUCAAAACAGGAAAUAUAUGUAAAUGUUAAUAAGCUCUUAAAUACCUGCUUUGUUUAAAUGUCAAGACAGUUGGCAAAUGCAGACUGUGAAUGAAACUGGAGGGCUCCAUAUUUUUUUUUUUUUUUUUUUUUUGGGGGAGCAAGGCCCAAUAAAGACCAAUUUAUUGUACAGCUAAUUAAAAAAACAUUUUUCAUAAUUAUUAAACUAUCUCUAGUGGUUAUAUUCUUUUUUUGUGUUGAAAAAAUUAACUUAAAAUAGCAUCAAUCAUUAUUUUCAUCUGCUUUUUUUUUUAAUACCGAAGAAUUAAGCUAAACGCCCAGUUUGUUUUUCACCAAAUUCAUAAUCCUCAGGAUUCUCUAACAGAUGACAGUGUCCCCAUGUACUUGACAUUUAAAUCAAAUUCUCGUGUAAUGAUGCAGCAAAACUCAAGCACAGUGCAGUACAGGGUCAAUUUAAAACAUAACUAUUUAAAUAACCUAACAAAUGCCAUUUUGCAAAUCUUUAUGCAAGCUGUAGAGUACACUAGAAUUCUGCAUCUGUGACCAUCUCUUGUUUCACUGUUCUCCCACUCCUGCUCCAAAAAGAGAGGAAAUGUCCCAGAUAAUAAUAAAAAAAAAAAAAAAAAAAUAUCUGGGAUAUUUCUUUUCCAAUGCUAUUGGGAUUUCGAAUUGUCUGUUGUAAAAUAUGUAUGAAAAAAAUCUU
Toxotes jaculatrix (banded archerfish) is the source of this 2178-nucleotide messenger RNA. RefSeq names its product galectin-8-like. Bases 160 to 1050 code for a protein of 296 amino acids. The transcript has 8 exons. NCBI's taxonomy places the organism in Eukaryota, Metazoa, Chordata, Actinopteri, Toxotidae. The record is from RefSeq and is a predicted model, not a curated record. Gene Ontology annotation, molecular function: carbohydrate binding.